AUGGCUGAUCUUCAUCGAGAAUCUCUGUCGAAACUCACUGUGGCCGCAUUGAAAGACGAACUGUCGGCGAGGAAUUUGCCCACAUCAGGACUGAAAGAUGACUUGAUCGGACGUCUUCGAGAAGCUCUUGAAAGAGAGCAAAGUUGUGGUGGUAUAUCCGACAACGUUGGUGAAACCAAUGAGCAGAGUAAGAAAGCUGCGGAAGAAAAGCAGAAGGAAGAAUCCGCAUUGGAAGACAAAUUAACGCAACUUUUGUCAUUCAUGACAGAAAUGAAAGCUGGACAAGUUGAAAUGAAAACAGAAAUGAAAGCAGGACAAGUCGAAAUGAAAGCAGGACAAGCAGAAAUGAAAUCUGAGAUGAAGGAAAUUAAUAACGCCGUGAAGGUAGCCAAUGCUAAAGUAGAGGAAUUUGAAGGAAGAUUAGAAGAAAUGGAAAAGAAAUUUGAGAAAUUGAAGCAAGAAAUGGAAGUUCAAGUUACUGAAGAAUCAAGAGAGUCCUAUGAAACUCCUCAAGAAUUUGGAUUGGCUGCUGCAAAUCAAUCUCAAAAUGCUCGAUAUAUGCCUGUUGUCAACAGACCCUGUAUGAAAUUACUGCCGUAUGACGGACAAACAUCUUGGCAGGUGUAUAAGACGCAGUUCGCCAUUGUCGCAGAAGCUAAUGGCUGGGAUCCAAUUACCAAAGCUCGCCAAUUGGCUUCUUCUCUCCGAGCCUAA
Messenger RNA from Argiope bruennichi, 714 nucleotides. RefSeq names its product myosin-J heavy chain-like. NCBI's taxonomy places the organism in Eukaryota, Metazoa, Arthropoda, Arachnida, Araneae, Araneidae. The record is from RefSeq and is a predicted model, not a curated record. The transcript has a single exon. The coding region runs from base 1 to 714 and encodes 237 amino acids.